Molecule: messenger RNA, 642 nt
Organism: Saccostrea cuccullata (small rock oyster)
Lineage: Eukaryota; Metazoa; Mollusca; Bivalvia; Ostreida; Ostreidae
Product: alkylglycerol monooxygenase-like
Exons: 4
Coding region: 52-591 (179 amino acids)
Biological process (GO): lipid biosynthetic process
Cellular component (GO): endoplasmic reticulum
Molecular function (GO): iron ion binding; glyceryl-ether monooxygenase activity
Source: RefSeq, a predicted model, not a curated record
UUCUUCACGAUCAAAGUCCAAAACAAAGUCAGCUGUUACUUGUUGGAGAAAAUGGAAAAUAAUGUCGACGUCGUGACAAAAAUAUUUACAAGGUUGAGAAGACUUUUCUACAUUGUGUCUCCAAAAGAAACUUCUUUUCCAACAGUGGAAAAAGUUCCAAAGUAUGUCGAUGAGGCCAUACCAUUUUUCAUUUGUUUGAUAAUUCUGGAAGUUCCUAUUUUGUACUUGAGAGGGAAACGCCUGCCGCGAUUUAAUGACAGCUUUGGUUCUUUGGCGAAUGGGCUGCUGUCUCUAUUGCACGGGCUGCUGUUUCGUUCUGUGGAGCUGGUGACCUAUAUCUGGGUCUAUGAACACUUUAACCUUGUUGACCUCCCGUGGGACAGUCCGUGGACCUGGUUAUUAGGCUUCCUGGGGGUGGACUUCGGAUACUACUGGGUACAUCGAUGCGGUCACGAGGUCAAUAUAAUGUGGGCGGGGCAUCAGGUCCACCAUAGUUCAGAGGACUAUAACCUUGUGACUGCACUCAGACAGUCGGCACUUCACAGAUAUGUUGGAUGGGUAAGAGUUAUCGUCCUUGCUAGAAAGAGUUAGCGCUCCUGAGCUAUUAUGAACAUUGCUGUCUUAACUUGACAUAUCACAGCA